Colletotrichum fioriniae is the source of this 372-nucleotide messenger RNA. The record is from RefSeq and is a predicted model, not a curated record. NCBI's taxonomy places the organism in Eukaryota, Fungi, Ascomycota, Sordariomycetes, Glomerellales, Glomerellaceae.
AUGUCCGAUGUCAACCAACCACGCAACGCCGAGGAAAGCACAGAAUCGGCUUCGUCUCGAGGCGCUUCUCUUCCCAACGGAGACGAUGCUACGACACAGAUUACGCCGGAUCUGGACGCGGAAGAGGUAACGGCGUCUCUUCAUACCAUGUGCCAGAUCUCAUUCCCUAACGACUUUACUCUAUUGAACAGCCUGGCAAAGAUCGCCUUUCCGUCGGAGGCGAACCGAAUGCGUCCCCCCAAUGUGAAGUUCGAGAUUGAUGAUAUCGAGGAGCCGUGGGCUUUCUCUGAGCCCUUCGACUACAUUCACAGUCGUCCGAUGACCUCAAGCAUCGGUAACUGGCAGGAAUAUAUCCAGAAAUGCUUCGAGUAA